Girardinichthys multiradiatus is the source of this 1252-nucleotide messenger RNA. RefSeq names its product BRMS1 transcriptional repressor and anoikis regulator (gene brms1). Lineage: Eukaryota; Metazoa; Chordata; Actinopteri; Cyprinodontiformes; Goodeidae. Bases 165 to 989 code for a protein of 274 amino acids. Gene Ontology annotation, biological process: negative regulation of transcription by RNA polymerase II. Gene Ontology annotation, cellular component: Sin3-type complex. The transcript has 10 exons. Gene Ontology annotation, molecular function: histone deacetylase binding. The record is from RefSeq and is a predicted model, not a curated record.
CUGGAGCUCUAGACGCUGAUUGGCUGAGCCGACGGGCUCGUUGAGUCCGGCAAAGUGUCGAACAGAAGCGGAGCCAGACGAGGAGGAAGUACUUUUCACAAUGGAAAUAAAGAAGUAAACCGAACUUGAAACUUUGUGCAGCUCAACAACCAGACAAGUCCACCAUGCCUGCCCAACCCGCUGAGAGGGAGCCGGAGGAGGAGAUGGAGGCAGACGGAGAGUCGCAGCUCCCCGAAGCCAACGGAGAGUUGGAGGAAUCAAAAGACGACGAGAGAACGGGAGGCGGGGGAGGAGAGGAGACAAUGGAGGAGAGCUUGGAGGAGAGGGACAGUGACAUGGAGGAGAGUGAAGAGGUAGAAGAAGAAGAGGAGGAGGAAGAGGAGAGUUCAGAGAUGGAUGACGAGGACUGCGAACGGAGAAGAGGAGAGUGUCUAGACGAGAUGAUGGAUCUGGAGAAACAAUUUCAGGAGCUCAAAGAGAAGUUGUUCCGGGAGCGGCUGAACCAGGUGAAGGUGAAGCUGGACGAGGUGCUGACUGGGAAGGCAGGAGAAUACAGAGAACCUCUGGCUGGCCUACAGAACAGCAUGCAGAUACGAACACAAGUGGCCGGAGUGUACCGGGAGCUGUGUCUGCAGGUGAUCAAACACAAGCACGAAUGUGAAGUUCAAGGAGCGCGGCAACAUCUGGAGAGUGAGCGCUCCUUGCUGUUUGAUGCCAUGAAGGCCGAGCUUCUGGAAAAGAUACGCAGACUAGAGGAGGACAGACAGAACAUAGACCUCUCCUCAGAGUGGAGUGAUGAACUGAGAGACAAGAAGUGUAAAAGGAAGAACCUGCUGGGUCGCUCAGACAAAAAAAAGAAAGUUGCUUUAGUUUCAGGGCCCUUUAUUGUCUACAUGUUGAGAGAUAUCGACAUCCUCGAAGACUGGACGGCCAUCAAGAAGGCAAAAGCAGCACUGUCCCCACUAAAAAAGAAGGUUGAGAAGCGGUGAUGAUGUGAAGACCCGAGCUGUAAAGACACCAAACCUAACCGAGACACUCACAUUCCCAGUUUCUUCCUCUGACACUCCAGUGUUUGACUGAAACACAGCAGCUCGCAUUGCUCCGCCAUUUGUUUGUUGUGAAAGCCUUUAACCCCCCCACCCCCGACUGCUUGUUUGUUAUCUGUUGUUAUUUAAGAUACGUUCUUAAUGAAAUGACAACCAUGUAUUUAAAGAAGAUUUAUAAUGCUGAUUAAAAUUUUAAUCUUUUAUGA